This is a messenger RNA of Drosophila navojoa, 686 nucleotides long. RefSeq names its product putative zinc finger protein CG12744. NCBI's taxonomy places the organism in Eukaryota, Metazoa, Arthropoda, Insecta, Diptera, Drosophilidae. The record is from RefSeq and is a predicted model, not a curated record.
AUACUCAGCGCUCGUAUAAAAGGAAAUUCAAACCUUAUGCUGAAUCGGCAGAAAAUGUUUACAAUUCCAAUUACACUUAUAAGUCAUUCAGUUGAUAUCUGAGCCCCAACGGAGCAACAACAGCGACGGGAGAACUAAAUCUAAUUUCUACACAAUUCGAUUGGCUGCACUCGAAAUUGUUAUCGAAUUCGAUAAAUCCAAUUGCCAUCUCAAGCGCUCAAUUUGAAAUGGAAAAUGAGAAGAUCGAUUCAUAUGAAUAUGGCAUAAAGUGUUUCCUUUGCCAGAAACUUUACACGGACAUUGAUGAGCUGCAGGAUCAUUUGCAAAACCAUUCCAUAGAGAGUACUACAAAUACAGCUCUGAGAUAUUACAAUUGUGAUGUGUGUGGCAGAGGUUUACGCUCCGAGGAAGAAUUGAAGAAGCACAUAAAACGUUUUCAUGGUACACAUCUGAUCAAAAAAGAGAUCGAGGCUGGAAGUCGAUACAAGUGCGACAAAUGUAGUGAUAUUUACAUAAGCUCUGAAUACUUGGAAAAGCACAAAGAAACGGCACACAGUGUACAAAAGGAAUUCAAAAUAAUCACGCGUAUAAUACCAGCGAAGCCCAAAUAUGCACCGCGUUCACCUUUCUUCAAUCCAAAUCUACUCAGUUGGGAUGCGUACUUAUAAUCAUAUAAUGAAAAAUUA